GGUUUAUUCACUGUAAAGAAGUGAUAACAUUCUCGGAUAGAUAUUUACUUGGUGCAGAUAGUCAGUUGGUACAUCUCUCUUUUUGAUAUGGAGGGUGGUUUUAAUGGUGAAUAAAAAUAUAAAUAUCUUGUAACAUCAUUGUUUGGAAUACAACACUGUGUCAGAUAUACUGUAUUAGCUUAACCUGAUCAUCCCCAAUCAACCAUGCAAGCCCCUCCCAACUUCCAGCCCCAGAAUGUGAAUCAAGGACGUAAGUUGCCACCAGCGGUAAGAUCACGCUACAGAAAGUUUGACAUCUACCGGGACGUCACGCAGUUCUCAUUCGUAGAUAACCAUGCCAUUUUGGUAUCACAAACAGAUCAUACAAACUUCAGAGAUCUGAUAUGGCAUCUUGUUUACAGCCCAAACUUGUCAUCUGAUCUUGAAAAAGCCAGAGCCAUUUUUCGAUGGAUGACAUCAAAGAACAUGUACAAUAUUGACUUUGCCAAUGUGCAGAAAGGUUCUCCUGAAGAGGUUCUCACAUCAUUCAAGAACAAGAAAGGAACAUAUGCCAGAAUAUUUGAAACUCUCUGCGGGUUUGCUGGCUUGUACUGUACAGUACUCACAGGUUUUGCUAAGGGUCUAGACUAUCGACCAGGGGACAAGUUUAAGGGAACUGAAUACAAUCAUAGCUGGAAUGCUGUGUACAUAGAUGAGAACUGGUAUCUUGUUGACUCUCACUGGGCCACAAGAUAUCUCAUCUCAGAGAAGAACAUGCCAGAAAAUCUUGUGUACGAGUACGACGAUUUUUACUUCAUGACAGACCCUGAACAGUUGAUCUACAGUCACUGGGCACAGAAGGCAGAAUGGCAACUCCUGUCACACCCUCUCACACUGCAGGAGUUUGAAGAACUCCCCCUUGUAAAAUCAUACUUCUUUAAAUGUGGCAUGUUCUUUAUUUCACAUCAAAAAGGUGUUGUUCAAACAAAAAAUGGCAAUAUAUCGAUCACUGUAGGGUUUGUCAAACCAACAAACUUUACUUAUAAAAUUGUUCUUUCUGAAAAUGGGGAUGAAAUGUUUCAAGGUCACAAAUUGAAGAGUUUUGGCCUCCAAGAAACUCGUCACAAUCAGGCUUCUUUUACUAUAAGGUCACCUAAGUCUGGUUCAUUUUAUCUUACAAUAUUUGCCCAGCUUCUAACUGGAGACAUCGGAGUGAAGAACGUGUUCACCGCAGCUGCAGAGUAUAAGGUAGUUGCCGACACGAGAGCUAGUGAUGCAGUGCCGCUACCCAAUUGUUCGGACAGCAACUGGGGACCAGGCAUACCUCUGGAUCAGCUUGGUCUGAUUCCAAGUCACAAGGACUCGGUUAUUCCUACACAAGAUAACAGAGUGACCCUGGAAUUCACGAAAACAAGACCUACUUUCAUUUUGUGUAAACUACGGAAACCUGGCAUGAAGGAGGAUGAUUUGGAACGUUGUAUCACAGAAGCUGACAAGGGUGAUAAGGUUGUUGUCACGAUAUCUCUGCCUUUGAAAGGUGAAUAUGGUCUGGAAAUCUACGGCAACGACCCAGCCAAGGAUGGGGACACAUAUACACAUGUGUGUCAGUACUUUGUGCACUUUGCCUCACCAGAUGAACAACAGAAAGCUUUCUACCAGGAAACACCAGCAAGAAACAGCAAUUUACCUGACCAACAAGCAACAAUGAACAAGGGAUAUAAUCCUGAUACUCAACAGGUGACAGCAGGUCUAGCUAGCACAUAUAUAGAUGGACAGACAGGUGAUGACUAUGGGGACUUCCCACCUCCACCUCCAGAACUCUUACAGCAACAGUAUCUGUAUGGUGCUGCCCCGCAGCAAGGUGUGUACACUAAUGUAGCACCAGGGGUCAAAGGUCAAGGAACAGUUGCAUAUCAUCCAGGCAAAGGAACUACUGAUGUUCCGAAAGCACAACAGGGCAAGGUGUCAAAUAUUCCAGUCAGUACAAUACCCAUACAGGUGGAGAAAAGAAAUGUAGGUCAAGAACCUCCUGCUCCACCUGCCUCCUUCAAAUUGUUACCUGUUAAAACCGAGAAAGAUGCUGGUCCCCCUCCCCAGCCACAGACAGCAACAACACGCCAGAAACCAUCACUAGAGACUAUUGAUAGACAGGUUCUUCAUACAGUGGAUGACCAUGCCAUACAGGUAUCCAAGAGUGACCACAGUAGUGUCCGAGACCUGGUGUGGGAUCUUAUAUUCUCAAAGAACAUUACAAAUGAAAUUGAGAAAUGCAGAGUAAUAUUCCGUUGGUUAGCCACCAAAAACCUGAAGGAGAUGUCAUUUGACAAUGUACAACCAGGCAGUCCAGAGGAGGUGCUUAUGGGUUUGAAAACUGGCAGAACUACAUAUGCUAUGGUGUUUGACAUGAUGUGCAAUAAUGCUGGUCUACACUCUAAGAUCAUUAGUGGAUAUGCUAAGGGAGCCGACUACAGACCAGGCCAGAAGUUUCAACCAGGCUCAAAUCAGCACUCAUGGAAUGCUGUGUACAUCUACGGUACCUGGUGUCUGAUAGAUGCUCACUGGGCGGCACGAAGAAUCAUUGGGAAACAGGCAACCACAGAAGAGUUUCACUACCAGCUUGAUGAAUAUUUCUUCCUGACUGAACCAGCACAACUUAUCUUCACGCAUUUCCCUGAUGAUCCUAAAUGGCAGCUUCUAGAGAGACAGGUAACGCUAGAGGAGUUUGAGAACAUGCCUCAUAUGAAACCACAGUUCUUCAAAUAUGGUCUAGAGUUUGUCAGUCAUAGAACAGCAGUUGUGUACGGGCGUGGUGAGAUCAACAUACGUCUACGUUAUCCUGCACACAGACUGGUCGUAGCAUUUAACUUUACCAUACAGAUGGAAAAUGGAGAUGAGGAAUACCGUGGUACAAAGUUGAACAGAUACGGUAUGCAGGAAAGUGUAGCAGGUGUGGCUUCAUUCAGACUCCGCCUUCCACAAAAAGGCGCAUACAUCUUGUAUAUCUAUGCUAAAGAAGACACACCAGAAAACAAGGACAAUGUUUAUGCCCAGGUGUGUGAGUUUAAGAUAGUACAAGAAGAGGUGAAUACUGUGGAGCCAGAGCCAUUCCCACCAUGUGCCUACCUGAACUGGGGACCAGGGGCUGCCUUCUUUAGGUAUGGUUUGGCAACUUAUCAGCAGACGGCCACAGUUCUUACUAGAGAUGGCAAAGCAGAGCUCCAGUUCCGUAUCCCGAAGACCAUGCAGUUCAUGGCUAAAUUAAAGAAUAAUAAAUGUAGCGAUUCAGAAUUAGAGGGAUAUUGCAUGAACAGGAUUGUUGGUAAUACAGCAUACUUCAAUAUUACAGCUCCGGGCAGAGGAGAGUUCGGUUUAGAGAUUUAUGCCAAUGACCCAUCAACGGAGGGUACAAUUCUUUUCCAUGUAGCUCAGUAUAUGAUAGAAUGUCAAGAAGAUGUAAAGACUGUUCCAUUACCUAAGUUACCGGGCGGAUUUUUAGGAGCGCAACCAAAAUUUAACGAGUUUGGUCUAAACACCUUAAGUCACCAUGAUCCAGUUAUCCAUCUUGAGUGUAACAGUGUAGAAAUUCAAUUUGCCACAGCACAGGAUAUGAGAGUAACCGCCAAUCUGCUUGAUGCCGAAACUGAUAAAGAUUUCCAAGAUUAUGUCUUCACUCAAACCCAGGGCUCUGUAGUCACCUUUGUUGUUACCUUGCCAGCUGUAGGAUUUUACAAGCUUCAGUUAUAUUCUAUACCUGCAGAUGAUCCGACCCAGCAGUUACCUGGUGUAUAUAACUACCUUAUCAACUGCAAGAAAGUCACCAAACAACCAUGUCCCUUCCCGAAGCAGUAUGCUCAAUGGAAGCAAGGAUGUUACAUGGAAUGUCCAAAAACCCUGUACACAGGCUGUGGAGAUGAAGUUGUUUUCCGUGUCAGUGUUCCAGGUGCCGAGGCUGUGGCAGUUGUUGCUGGAGAAGAGUGGACGCAUCUACAGAAACCAGAUAAUCUCAUGUGGGAGGGGCGUGUAAAAUUAGCCGGUCUUUAUGGAAGAGGCGUUAAAGUCACCUUAAACGCAAAUUAUGGUGGAGAUCCAACUAGCUAUGCCACAUUACUGGAAUAUAACAUUUAAACUUUCUUUUUGAGAAAAAUUUAUAGUUAUAUGGAGACAUUUAUGACAAUUUUUAGCAAAUAUCUAUAUAUCUUGAGUAGGAAAAUGCUUGCUUUAUAUCUGGUGCUAGUGUCGUUGAUGAAAGUUUUCUACCAUCUAGAAACAAUUAAUGAAUUAACAGGACAACUAAACGUUACAUGUACAGUAAAUAAUUCACCUUGACAACCAAAAUCUAGAUGUAUAGUACACAUACAAAAGCCGUGUUUUACAUUAUGAAUAUGUUUUUACAUAACAUGGAACUAAAACAGUAAUUCAUAAACAUUUUUCAAGAAGUUAUUUUUUUUGGAGACCAGUUAAGACGCAAUUGAACAAAAACAUUUUGAUGGCCCAUGUGCAUAGAAUUAUCUGAUACAUAUAAGUGAAGUUGAAAUUUGUAUUCUGCUUCUUUUAUAUUAUAAACUUGUAAUAAACUCUCUGUCUUUAUUUCUAAUCAGCACAAAUGUACAUCAGUUGGUGAUGGUAGCAAGCAAUUAAAUGUGCACCUAGUUGAGUGAUGAUUGAAAUUUAAUGUGAUAUAUUUAGUGCCCACAGCUUUUUUACUGCAUGUAAAUUACUGAAGAACACCCCUGUUACUGUUAUUUACUAUUAUGUUUGUUGGUAAGAAAUUGUUGAUCUUUCAUUAAUGAUAUGAUGUUAUGUGCUCUGAUACAUUUUUGGGGGGAGGGGAAAGAGGGUGUGGAAUUUUGUUACAUUGUAAGAAUUGUGUUGCAUUCAAGCUGACUGCUUUCGCAAUUUGAUAUGUUUGUUGAAUUAAAAAGUAGUGAUCCAGCUUGGUAACUUUGAACAAGAAUCUUCAUGACUGUGUGCAUAUUUGAACAAAAUUGUUUGGAUUGAUAAAUUUAAACAAAAACCAUUUGCCUUAAAUAUGAACAAAAAUCUUCUCUUUUUUUUGGUCCCUUAAAUUAUAGGUGAAACUACCCGACUUAAUGAAUUCCCGUGAAAUCAUUUUUCAACAGUUCAAAGACCAUAAUAAUAACAGUUUUGUUAUGUACAAAUAGUUGAUUUUUUUCACAUCAAAGACACUGCUGUUUGUGUAAUAGUUAUUAGUAACUUUAAACAGGAAUGUUAUAACCAAAAAAAUUAAAGACAGGGUAUUCAUAUUACUUAAUUAAACAUGUUCUACGCAACCAUAUUUUCUCCAACCUUCCUAGUUCUUAGUAGAAAAAUCACGGAAUUAAAGUCUGUCACAAAAUGAACAUGCACCGUGUGACAGGGGAAUUAAUUUGUUGUAAGUUGCAAAAUCUGGAUUAUAUGAGUGCUUGAUAAAAUAAUCUUAAUUGAUAAAAGCUGGGUCAUACUUUUUCUUGCUAAUUUUAUUUCUGAAUGUUGUAAGAAAAAGACUUACCUUCACAUUCUCUUUUAUUUUUGUUAAUUCAUCAAUUAAUCUAAGUGCCAUUGUUUUUUGAUCAGCAUUUUUAACGGGGCUGUUCAAGCUUGUUUGUUUAUUUUGGUGGGGUAGGGGAUAAAAACACUUACAUUCACAUGAACUGUCUAAUAGUUUCUAUGGAUACGGUGUUUAUUUUGUUUUUUUGAUAAUGAAUAUAUGAUUGCUUGUGUAAUGUGUUAUAUGCUAGCUUCCCUACCUUCAUACAUACAUAUGUGUAAACUAUUUGUGUAAACCAGCUGUUGUAUAUGUAAUCUGCUCUGGUAGCAUAGUUUUUAUAUGUUUAUAUUAUUUUGCCUUUCUGUUUAUUAGUAGUAUACUUAUUUUUUUGAGAAAGGUAUAUUUCUUACUUUUCUGUUAAUCUAUCAUGUAUAUAAUUUAAGAAGUGACUUCUUAGAAGCCAACUUGUAAAAAAAAAAGGGUUUUAUACUUAUGUACAAGUUGUUUUUGUUUUGAUUUUUGCCCAGCUGUGCAAUUUAGACUAAAAUUUGUAAAUUUUUUCAGAUAUUACAACUUUCAUAGAUAUAUGGCUAUAUUGUGCUGAAUUUUGAACAAAACUUGAACAAAAGUUAGUAUUCUUAAAGAAGUUUUAUAUCUUGUUAUUUUUUAAAAUGAGAAAAAAAUCUUGCAGUUAGCCUUUAUUUUCAAAAUUGAUUUUUUUAUUUACAUAUUUUCUAUGCUCAAUUUCAGUUGAUUUUUUUGUAUUCUUUGCAUCCAAAUGUUUUGCUCAUUUUUAGUGUUUACAUCUAUUUUUUUUUCAGCAACAAGAUCUAAUAACUGUACCACUGUUAUUGUUAUCAUAUAUAUCUUCCUUUAUUGAUAUAUAUUGCACAAAUUAGUUCCUUCUUUAGCUACUGCAAUAAUCACAUGAACUUGAAUCUACUGUAAUGAAAUUUGAAGAAAAAAAACUUGGUUAUAUAAUUCAGAAAAUCCCAUUAAUUAAAUGUGUUAUACUAGUAGCGUUUUUCAUUACAUUUCUUGAUCAGUCAGUUUUACAUAAAUUUAAGGGUUGAAAUUUUAGUUUUUUUUGUUUUUUCAUUUUCUAUAUAUUUCAAUAUUUUAUAACACUCUUUGUUACUGCGUUUUUUUAGAAAUGAUAUUUUUAUUUUUUACAAAGACAUAAUAUCCAUUAAGUUGUAGACAUUUAUAUUUUCAAGUGCUAUAUAUGAAUGCUUUUAUUAGCAAUAAAUGAUUGCUUAUCGUUA
Molecule: messenger RNA, 6732 nt
Organism: Ruditapes philippinarum (Manila clam)
Lineage: Eukaryota; Metazoa; Mollusca; Bivalvia; Venerida; Veneridae
Exons: 16
Coding region: 205-4104 (1299 amino acids)
Source: RefSeq, a predicted model, not a curated record